AUGUUUAAUACUUUACGUAACAAGUUUCAAACAGUCCAAGAAGGGAUAUCAGCUAGGUAAAAGUUCUAAUUUUUUAAUCUACAAUAUACAAUAUAUAAUACUAAUAUACUUCUAAUAUACAAUAAUAAAAAAUGAAAUUGAAAAUAAUUUACUUUAUAUUAUAUAUGCCUUGCAUUAAUUUCAUUAUUUUAGUAUUAGAGGAUUGACUGUUGUUGAAAAUCCAAAACAAAAAAAGACUGGCAAUAUCAGAAAUGUUAAUUAUAAUGCAGGAGCUGAUAUCUUACAUAGAUUUCAAUUGCAAUGGAAUGAACUGCAUGAACUCGCAGAAGAAAAUGCAGGCAAAGCUCAAGAAGCUGAUAAGCUCAUUGGAACCAUUUAUGAAAAACUUGAACAAGAAUGGAAAAAUAUUACAUGUUUAAAUAGUACUUUAGCAUACAUUCCAAAAAUCAACAAUGCAAUACAAGAUCUUAUGGAUCAAAUAGGAACAUUACAAGAAAUGUUUGAGGAGGUAGAAGGUGCAAUAUAUCGAUUGGAGGAUUUAAAUGAGAUGUUGGAUUUGCAAAAUAGACAAUUGGAUCACAGAUUUCAAUUAGCUUUAUAUAAAGAGAAAAAACUUGCAGAAUUAAAUGUUAUUAAAGCAAAAUUGGCUGACGAGCAUACUGAAAGGGUAUCAAAAUAUGAAUUUAAACAACAGAAAAUGAUGAAAGAAAGACGAGAAACAUUUGAUGAAGUUUUUAAAGAAGAACUUAAAGAAUAUAAAGCAACAGGAUCUAUAUCAAAGAUCAUUUUUAUUUUAGAAUUACCAGUAUCACAACAAGGGCCUUCAUUGGACGAGAUAGUUUUGGAUGUAGAUUCAACAAUGUAUAAUGAAUUUCUAAAAAAUUAA
Heterotrigona itama is the source of this 886-nucleotide messenger RNA. NCBI's taxonomy places the organism in Eukaryota, Metazoa, Arthropoda, Insecta, Hymenoptera, Apidae. The record is from the annotation of a GenBank genome assembly.